ACGUUCCCGCGCUUUUUUGACGUUCAAUCCAGUGCUUGCCGAACGGACAUUAUUUUAAGUGUUUAAAAAUGGAAAUGAGGUGGCGGUUUCUCAUAGGUUUCCUGUUGCUAGGCGUUGUAUUCGCCGCAGAAGAUGAUGACGGCGUGCCUGAUGCAGGUGUUGAUGCUGAUGAUGAUGAUCUAGCCCUGGACCAAGAGGAAACUCGCAACUUACGGCCGCGUGCGUACACCCCGACCGCUUACAAUGCGUUGCCGAGUGGCUUCAGACCGACUCCUUCGCUGGCCGAGCUGGCGGGCUACCAGCAGCGUCCGCAACAGGAGCAGCAGGAGUACGUGGCGCUGGUGCCGGCGAGGCCGGCCCAACAGCAAUAUGUCGAGGAGCAACGGCCUAUUAGACCACACAGAAAGCCACAAGAACAUCGCCCUGCGAAACUCCAACAACAAUUGCAAGAAGAAGAAGAAUUAGAGGAAGAAAAAGAAGAGCCCGACCGUCUCUCUCAGCUGUUGCAGCAGUCCAAGUUCGACUGCGUUGGCAAGCAGACGGGGUACUUUGCUGACCAAGAGCUGAACUGCGAAGUAUUCCACUAUUGUCAAGACAGCGUGAAACACUCCUGGAUUUGUCCAGAUGGAUUCACUUUCCACCAGGUACAUCUAAUCUGCAUGCCGCCUACCCACGACAACAUCUGCCAGAAAUCAGCGAAGUAUCAUUUCGUGAACGACUACCUCUACCGGCCCAUCAACCAGGAGGAAGUACAGAGGAAACCCAACGUGUCGCUCAAAUACUCCGACCGGUACUACCCCGCUGAAGUAUACAGGGAUGACAGAUACGAACAGGAAGAAGAGGAGGAAGAGGAGGAAGCACCUCGCCGCCAGCCAGCUCCACAGCCCCAACAGGCCAGGCCUUCGCCCCGUCCUCAGCAGCAGCCCCAAGUGUUCCACUCAGCCGAAGAAGUGAAUAUACCGUUAGGGCAAAGACGUCCUCAGCGCCCUUAUGAUUUCGACUUUUAAAUAAAGUCUAUUUGUAAUUUAGAUAGUACCUACUUUUAUUAAAUUGUAUAUAGGUGUCCUUAAUUCUUGAAUUUUGUAAAAAAAUUUUGAAUAAUAUUUACCUCAAAUUUUCAAUGCCUAUCUACGCGUUUUAAUUAAGUAGGUAGAGUGCGAAACAAUCGUAUGUCUCUCAAAUGAAACUGAUGUUAUUUGAAAUUCGAUUAUACGAAUUGUAAUUAUAAAAUAAUCUUAUUUAUAUUUCUGUACUAUAAAGUAUUCACUUUGUAAUAAGUUACAAAUUAGGUUUAAGCUAGUCUUUGUGUUAAGUGUACCUAA
Messenger RNA from Achroia grisella, 1322 nucleotides. RefSeq names its product glutactin-like. The transcript is spliced from 6 exons. NCBI's taxonomy places the organism in Eukaryota, Metazoa, Arthropoda, Insecta, Lepidoptera, Pyralidae. Gene Ontology annotation, cellular component: extracellular region. Bases 69 to 1007 code for a protein of 312 amino acids. Gene Ontology annotation, molecular function: chitin binding. The record is from RefSeq and is a predicted model, not a curated record.